This is a messenger RNA of Hipposideros armiger (great roundleaf bat), 5823 nucleotides long. RefSeq lists its product as uncharacterized. The coding region runs from base 1 to 1053 and encodes 350 amino acids. The record is from RefSeq and is a predicted model, not a curated record. The transcript has 4 exons. Lineage: Eukaryota; Metazoa; Chordata; Mammalia; Chiroptera; Hipposideridae.
AUGGAAGCAGAGAUUGAAGAUAUGUACACAAGUCAAGCAUGCUUGAAGCCACCAAAAGCUGGAAAUGGCAAAGUUGGACUCUUCUCUAGAGUCUUUCUUUGGAGGGAGAGUGGACCUGCUGACACCUUGAUUUUAAACUUUUGGACUCUAGAACUGAGAAAGAAUAAAUUUCUGAAGUUCAUCUACAUUAAAGAUGAAAAAGGAGAUGUUGGAGGUUUUGAGAAGAGGGGAGAAAGUAUGAAACAGUCAUCUAGGAGAGAAGGAAUUUACCUGGGCGAAUCGGCGUCUGAAUCCAAGGGGAGGCCGAGGCCGCUGUGGCGAGAGACUAUAAUCCGGGCCGGGAGGGGGGGUGGCUACGGCUCCUCUUCCGUCUCCUCAGUGCGGGGAACAUGUAGAGCCGGGGGGAGACCAGCCGAGAAGACAAAUCGCUGCUGCUUCUUCCUCCUCCUCCUCCUUCUCCCACAUAGAAACACUCACAAACACCCGGCCGGGGGCCCGAGCUACCGGGGGGGCAUCGCCGCCGGCCCGGGAACCAAUCCUCCAGUCGGCGGGGGCGUCCCUCCCUGCGGCUUGGUGGUGUCGGAACAAAAUGCCGACCGGAAGUGCAGCUGCAGGAAUGACUCCCUCCGCCGGCGCCAAACACUAACAACCACCCCCUCUUCCCCACUCCACUUCCGCCACCGCCGCCGCCGCCGUCGCUGCCGCCGCCACUUAGGCUCGCGUCCUCGGCCGAGCCGCACCGCGCAGCUCCGCUCGGCACCCGGGGUCCCGCUGGGGCCGACAGCGAGGCGGCGGCGGCGGCGGCUCUCCCCGGCGCCCUUCUCCUCCUCAGGGCGGCUGUGGAUGUUGCCUUUGAUUGUCGAUCCUGAGGAGCGGUGUUUUCGCGGAGGCGCGGCCGAGCCAGCGCUCUCCGGUCUUUAUUUUCCUGGAGGCCGACCGGAACGGGGCCCGGCUUUGGUGGUGGUCGUGUGCGUGGGGGGGUCCUCCGGGCCGGACCCGCUCGCUGGCCGCGCUCGCUGCCCCAGCUGGUCGUCAUUAACCUUAGGGGGCUGAGCUCCGGGCGGCCACAUAGAGGACGCCGGCGAUUCGACGGCGACGGUGCAUUUUUUAAAUGGUGUCCCGGCAGCCUGGUGGAUGGAUGUAUCGUAUCGUACACCUCUCCUUUUGAGAGGCCGGACUUGACGCCCGUGUCUGCAUUAUUUCUGUGGAGUAAGAACGCAAACCUUGGAGGUGAAGAAGCUUCUCAGAUGGAUUGAAUUGGAAUCGUUUUUUGUGAUGCAUUUAUUCCUGGAAAUAUUUGGUCUUUUCUGGUCUUGCUUUUUGUUGGCGGUGGUUUUGGUUCUUCCCUAACUGUCGGGAUAAAGACCUGUAGGCGACGCUGUUGGAGCGGGAGCUGGCCCGCGGCGGGCCCGGCGCUCGCUGCUCCGUGCCCCCCAAUAGGUGUGUGUGGAGCGGAGCGUGCGGGAGAGCCCCCCGCGCAGACCCCGGCCACCGGCGGACUGCGGGCGACGGGUGGGCCUGGGGCCAGCCGACAUCACACAUCGCUUUCCUCUUUGCAUUUGAAACAGGUCCUGGACCAGGCUGGAGUUCCUCUGUGAUUAUGUGUCGAGUUCCAUGCUGCUUGUAGUCUCUCAUUGUAACACGUGAAAUAACUUGAUCGUUCCACGGUUCUCUAUGUUUACUUGUGUCAAUUAAAAGGGGGCUAUUCUCCAGGUAAAGUGCACUAGGUAAGCGAAUUUGACUCGGACGGAACUGUAUUUGUGUUAUAGUUUCAUAAAUUUAGUUAAAUUAUACGUUAAUUGUAUUGUUUAUGUGGUUUGUAUAUGUAUCGAUAUGCUAAAAGUAAAUGGGAAUUUUUGCCUACGAGGCUCUUCCUUUUGCCUCAAAAAUCACUCGAGGUACUAAACCAGAUCCAGUUACUCCCUUACUCUAGAGACCCUGCGAUGGCUUGGCAUCUAGCUCAGAGUAAAAGCCAAAGCCUUGCCGGCGGCUGAAGGCCGGGCGUGGGCUGGGCUGGGGGGAAGCUGCCCUGGUAUCCUUGCAAGCAGGACCCCUGCUUUUGCUAGUCCCCCUGCCAGGCUCCAUAGGGCUUGCUCCCACACGUUCAGGAUUUUGCUCAAAUGUCACCUCGUGGCUUCCGUAGCCAUUCUUUGCAAGUUCCCCGUCUCCCAGUCUCCCUGUCCCAUUUUGCCCUUCAGGCCUUCUGUAUGCCUUACAUGGUUCUUUUAUCUGUUUUUCCCCCAGUAGAAUGUAAGCUCCACGAGAGCAACAGGUUUUAUAUUUUUCAACACUAGUGUUUCGUGGAAAAAAUAUGUCUGACACCCAGUUGAUGCUUAAUAUUUGGUUAAUGAAUGAAUGAUUAUAAGGGCCCCCCCCACCCCCACCCAACACACACACCAAUUUCUGAACUCUAUUCCUUAAUAUAUACGUGUAUACUUAUAUGCUACAAAGAACUUUAUGAAAGAUUUGUGUAAACUGGAAAAAAAAAAUCUAAGGAAAAAAAUGCAAGUGUAUUACAGAGUUCUAGAAAAAGGCACUACUUACAGACAUUUGAAAGCCCUCCACAACACCAGAAGCCCACAAACUAGUGGUAAUUGUUUUGGUUUUUUUAGGUUUUUCUAAAGGAGCUUGCUUGAGAACAGUUGAUUAGUAGAUCACAUGGUCAUAUUCAUACUAAGCCAAUUAACUUUGCUCUCUUCCUGAAUCACCAACUCGGUUGUCCAUCCUAUCUGCCCUCUUUCUUGCAAAAUACAUGCUAUUGUCACUAAAUUAAAAUCUUUGAGAAUUUGGCAUAGCCCAAAUGUAAGCACUACUUGAAAAGUUCAUUCAGGAAGUAUUUAUUGGGCACAAAAUGUGCCAGGCACAGUGAUUGAAAAGGUGCGUGUUUUAGAGGCUUUAUAUGAAGGACCACAUAUGGCUACUUUGGUUACUACUCAAUUACACUGUCAAGCAAAGCAAAUGCUAGUGAGAUUUAUUUUUACGGUUUCCUUCUUAAGAAAAGGUUGAGUGAAAGCUGAGGUCAGGCUUACUGUGGAUAUUUUAAUUUACCUUUUAGUAUGCUCUUUAUUUACACUUUCUUUAGCACUAGGUAUACCAAUACAUAAAUUGACAAUAAUUUUUGAAAACGAUGGAACAAAUUGAGAAUUUUUAUUUCCUAGUGGCUGGAAAAAUAGACCUUUUAAAUUAAAAUAAGUAAGUAUACCAGUAAACUAGAAACUGCAAUAAGUGCCUUUGGCUGUGAUAUUACAAAUAACUGUAUUUCAUUUGUGGAAAUUUUCUUUAAGAUAGUCUGAAUAGUUUUUUUUUUUGUAGCCAUUAGUACAAUUAAUUGGACAUUGUUUAGUAAAUCCAACAGUCUGUUAAUUAUAAGCUUACCCAUUAACCUUUAAGAACAGCUUUAAGUAUUAAUACAGAUUGCUUGGAAUAUGUUUUUCAGUUCCAAAAUACUAAUAUUUCAGUUUGCUUAAGGAAGCACAAUUAUCUUCCUAUAUACUUUUUUAAAUGUUACUGGUAAACUAAUAAUUUUGCAUGUCCAGGUAGCAAAAGUCUUGAUAUUGUAGCAUUUAAUUUAAAAUUUUAGAUAUUUUAUUUUUCAGUUUCUUCACUCAUUUACUUAUUAAGGACUCUUUAGGUGCUCCUCAGCUUUAUGAUAGGCACCUCCUAUACAUUAAUGAAUGAAAAUAGACAAGGUCUCUGCCUUUAAGGGUUUUAACUUGUAUAUAGUUUACACCAAUUUUUUUUUCCAGAUCAGAGAAUUGAAUAAAUUGUUUCAAUGCAUAUCAGACUAUUUCUCUAUUAAAUCAGUUAGUAUUUUGCUUGCCUAAAUUUAGUGUCCAAGUUGAGAUCUUGUGUAAAAUCUUGUUAAUUUAGUCUUAGUGUUUUCUGGAUUUCGUUGUCUUACUUCUUGAUUUUUUUGGGGGGGCGGGGGAGGAUGAGGGUUGCUUAAUAAUUAUUUUCUUCAACAUCCAUUUAUUUUGCUCUUAAAUUUUAAAAUCUUUAUGUCUGAAAUCAGUUGAUUUAUGGUGGCCUUCUAUCCUUGAUUUGCCAAUUCUUAAUUUGUAGGAAAGCCCAAUAAACUUUAAUCUGACCCAAUAUUCCCCCCUUGCUUUAAGUACCGAGUUGCACUACCCAUUUUAUUUGCCAAGGCUAUUCCUGGAUAUUCCCAUGUGUAUUCUUGAUCAAGAAAUUGCAGAAGAUUUAAAAUAUUUGAAAAAGGAUUUUAAGUAUUAACUGUUGAAUGGUAUCAGCAGGAAUUGGUACAAUUGACAAAUUAUGAGUUACUUUUGUUGAUAAUAUUUAUCUUCAAGAUCAAUACAAUUUGCCAUAAAAAUGACAGAAAUGAAAAAUUGUAGAAAAUCAUUUUCUUCUAUUUUAUGUCUACCAGUUAUAUCCUUUGUUAGUGAUAAAAUUAACUCUUACAGGAACAAAUCUUUGAAAUAUAGUAAAAAAAAAAAAAAGUAAAGGACAUGUAGUGUAUGUUUUGUAGAUUAUUUAAAAAUCUACCAAAAUUAUUUCAUAUUUAGGAUAAUUAAGUUACUUUUAGGAUGAUUUUUGUCUUGAGAAACUUUGAUGAAGAGUUACAGAUGUUGAUUUGAGAGUGAACUACAAAAAUAUCAAACAAUUUAACAGCCUGUAAAUAAGUUUCUACUUGAAUUUUUUUAAGUACUGUAAUCAAAUCUGUGAUAGUAUUUAUAAGGUUAUUCAACAUAGUUUAUCCAUUUUUAUUAAGAUGAUAGAAAUGAAUGUUUUUUAUACCUAGAUGACUUUCUUGUCCUUCAAGAACAAGCUUUGUCCUUUUAUUAAUCCUUCUCACUUAUAAAUUCAUAGAUUUUAUUAUUCAUGCCUUCCAUUUAUAAUCCUAUGACUUUCCUAUAUUGUUGUUUACAUUUUUGCAUUAUUUAUGCCUUAUGUCCCUAAAUCAAAGCAACCAGUUAUGUGUUAUAUUACAGGCUUCAUUAUGCAUUGCAUAGGGUAGGGCCCUCAAGAAAUGCAUUUCUGAAAUAUAAUUUCAAUAUAAAAUUAUUCAGUCAUUAAAUCUUCCUGAAAGCCUAAUCUUAAUGGAACCUAACACAUAAGCUGAAUGUAAACCAGAAAAUUAAACUAUACAUGUAUUUUAAUACUAAAUCUGGAGCAACAUUGAUUUAAAAGUGAUUUUUAUCUAUAAAGGAAGAAAACAGAAUCCAUAAACUUAACAUAUAAAAUAGGUAUGAAGGGAGUGCUUGUGAUACUCAUGUCAAAGCAUUUCCUCUAGGCCAGUGUUUUAAAACUGGGUAAUUAAUGUACGAACAAUUAUGGGUCAUGAAAUAAAUUUAGUGGGUUAUGACUAAUAUUUUUUUAUUUAAAAUAUAGAAAAGAAAAUCUAAAAGUACAUCAGAAAUAGUAAAGUCUGUAUUUAAAAAUAAACAUUCACUUGUGUGUGUGCAUGUGUUAGAUUACCUUGUAAUAAAUAUUUCUUACUGUGGGGUAUAAGUCGAAGUAAAAUGGUGGUGUUUUGGUUGUUUUUGUAUUUCUUUUAAUCUACAUUUCAGGUUUUCCUUUAUUUCCUCCUUUAGAAAAUAAAAAAAAGAAUUCUAGAAAGUUCUGAUUGCCUAUGCAGUAGUGAGGAAUUUUAGACGCACUAAGAGAUUUGAUAAUUGGUUUCAGAAAGAUGAUCUUAAGGUAAAGGGUAGGUAAACUGCAGAAAUGUCAAAUAUGGUUGAAGUUGUGAGAAGUAAUUAUUGUCCUAAUGGAGCUAAAUUUGGUGUGUUUAGAUCUAUGACUAUUUUAUAGCACAUCAAAUCUCAAAUGCCCAGUACAGCAAAAUAAUAAAUGUAAGGCAAAAGA